Spodoptera exigua (beet armyworm) is the source of this 9133-nucleotide messenger RNA. Lineage: Eukaryota; Metazoa; Arthropoda; Insecta; Lepidoptera; Noctuidae. The record is from the annotation of a GenBank genome assembly.
CAAUUUAUCAUCUGUGCGCUGCCUGACAUCUUUCUUUGUGCAAUUUCUGUAGUCUCUCGUGAAAAAUCCCGUUAUUUCGCUUUCGUAAUUCAUCUAACAAAGGUAUUAUCUGUUCGCGAGUGUUCACCGCAAUUUGUGGGACAUCAAGUAAAAAUUAACGACCGUUCCAAGAUACGGUGUUAUUAAUUUAUUUUCAUUAAAAAAUUAUCGAUUUUAGUCAUCUCGACAAGAAGAAUUAUUGUUUUCAUGCUGUUUAUUUAUUAGUGCCGUCGGGUGACUGGCGAACGAGCAACAAUUUUCGGGUCACAGUCCAACCUAAGAGUGAGCCGUGUCUUGGGGAAAAAGCACACCGGGCACUACGGUGGCCCCAGAUACACCGGCCCCAGCGCCCCAGCCGCCCGUGGAAGGGAUGCGGCGCGUUACUGCACGCUUCGACUAAGUCCUCGACGUAAACAGCCGUUUCCUCUCGAGGGCUCAUGAUUGAUCGCGAUACGAACUGCCAAUAGCUAUGACUGAUGCACGUGCGUCAUCUAGUUCACUCACGGCAGGAGAAGGGGUGCUGGAGAUGACAGGCACAGAUAAUAUACGGUUUAGCGGGUCAACGCUAGACAAAGCCACCAAAGCCAAGGUCACCUUAGAGAAUUUUUAUACAAACCUCAUCACACAACACUUAGAAAGAAAACAGAGGCUCGAAAAAUUAGAAGAGUCUCUUAAAGAUGAAAGUCUUACAGAGAGCCAAAAGAAAGAGAAAAGACAGCAACAUGCCCAGAAAGAGACCGAGUUCCUUAGACUCAAAAGGUCGAGGCUCGGCGUGGAAGACUUUGAACCGCUUAAGGUUAUCGGACGAGGAGCAUUUGGAGAAGUACGACUGGUGCAAAAGAAAGAUACAGGACACGUUUACGCAAUGAAAAUACUCAGGAAAGCUGACAUGUUGGAAAAAGAACAGGUAGCUCAUGUGCGUGCAGAACGUGACAUCUUAGUUGAAGCUGACCAUCAAUGGGUUGUCAAAAUGUACUACAGUUUCCAAGAUCCCAUGAACUUGUACUUGAUCAUGGAGUUUCUACCUGGUGGCGAUAUGAUGACGUUACUCAUGAAGAAAGACACCCUCAGCGAAGAGUGCGCGCAGUUCUAUGUGGCCGAGACGGCACUCGCGAUUGACAGUAUACACAAGCUGGGCUUCAUACACAGAGACAUAAAGCCUGACAAUUUACUACUGGACGCGCGCGGCCACAUCAAAUUGAGUGAUUUCGGUCUCUGUACCGGCCUCAAGAAGAGUCAUCGCACAGACUUCUACCGGGACCUAUCGAGGGCAACACCCUCGGAUUUCACUCUACACUUCAAUUUCUCGUAUGCAGUAUCGACGUCGUCGUCGGCAAUGGACUCGAAGCGGCGGGCCGAGUCGUGGAAGAGAAACAGACGGGCCCUGGCCUACUCGACUGUCGGCACGCCUGACUACAUAGCCCCCGAGGUAUUCCUGCAGACCGGGUACGGCCCGCAGGCUGACUGGUGGAGUCUCGGCGUUAUCAUGUACGAAAUGUUGAUUGGCUACCCUCCAUUCUGUUCGGAGUCCCCGCAGGAGACGUACAGAAAGGUGAUGUCGUGGCGGGAGUCUCUCACCUUCCCGCCGGAGAUACCCAUCAGUGAGGAGGCACGGGAGACCAUACUACGCUUUUGUUCAGAACCAGAUCGCAGAUUGGGUUCUCAACGCGGCAUCGAGGACGUGAAAUCGGUAUCGUUCUUCCGCGGUGUUGACUGGAGCCACGUUCGGGAGCGUCCCGCCGCCAUCUCUGUGGAAGUGCGCUCCAUAGACGACACCUCCAAUUUCGACGACUUCCCAGACGUCAAGCUCGAAAUACCAUCAGCGCCAAUCCCACAAGACGGCGAGGUAGCGUACAAAGACUGGGUGUUCAUCAACUACACGUUCAAGAGGUUUGAGGGGCUUACGCAGCGCGGGACCCCCACCAAGAAGUGAAGUCUUGGCCCCUGAGUAACACUGCUUUCAGUCUAAACUGCUGCAGCCCCUGCGCUGCCUAGCCUUGCCAAGCAAUAUAGAUGUUAACGUUUCGUUAGGCGGUCGAUAGCAGCGCUAGACAGCCCCUGGCUUCGUAUCUUACUGCCUGCUAUGUUAUUAUUACUUAAUAGUACGUACGAUAGGCAUACGGUAGGUGGUCUACACUUAAGAAAGCAGAAAGAUAGACCUUAGUGCAGUUUAAUGAUAGAGUUAUUUGAGACAAAUCCUUAGUAAUAUCUCUCUUUACUUAAUAAGAUCUCGAAAGUUAACCCUUAGGCGUCAUCCUCGGAUAUUAAGAUCGUAUCGUAAUAUAUCAGUACAUCGCUAGGUAGGUCUGCCCGCUCUUUGUUUCUAACUAAUUGAAAAAAGUGCGAUUAUUUCAUAAUGUAACAUGUAUGAUACGGCGUAAAGUUAAAGCUAUAAGUCUCGUGUGCCUACCUCUAUUUGUGCCUACCUCUGCAUGCAUUUGCGACACUUUAGUCUGAAAGCAGUCUGCAAUAAUAACCGAUGACAAUUCUUUAAUCACCAUUUGAUUGUAUGCAUGUACUGAUAUGAAUUGUGUGUCUGAUAACCACUACCCCGGCCUGUUACACCUGGCUGUCGGCGGUGCAAGCUGACCACGUGGACUAGUGGAUCAAUUGGAUUCAUUUUUACUCUUAUACUUCAAUGUUUCGUCUGAAUCGCUAAAUUAUGAAGCGGCGGACACAAAUCGUGUGUUGUCGAUGCCGCUGAUUAACUCGACAAUAUUCUCGCACUGAAUGCUAUCGCAAUAUAAAUAUGAAGAUGGAAAUAGGAAAUGCUAUGAUUUUGAAUGUAUAUAUUGCUCGUAGACAACUUUUCAACUACUAUUUUACUAAUCGAAGUCUUUACUUGCCAUUUCUUUCUGCUUUUUUCUUUCGAGAUAGGUAAAAAUAGGAUUGCCCGUAAUUUUUCCUUACUAAUACAAAAGUGACAAUGAAAUAUUUUGAUGUAAUAAUAAUUGUACAGUGCAUAGGUCUAGGCUAACAUUGGAUAUUGAUAUUUUUAAAGUAAUUGUAUUAAAGAAACCAAAUAAUGAAAUGUAAAAGAGAAUACGAUAAAACAAUGAUAUUAAUAUUUCCGAAACAAAUUUGCCCCUGAUGUUGACAACACGCUUUUUUGUCUUUUUCAUUUUAAAAUGGUUUGCCUGAUUGUUGUUAUGAUUUUAUUGACUAUCGAGGGAUGUAUCAUCCUGUUGUAGAUACUAAUACGUCAUAUUUUUAGUGUACGUCGAAAGCAUCGACCAUCGAAAAAUGCAUACUGCCGACGAGGAGGCCAACUUCGCAAUAAAUCAUCGAUGAUAACUCUUAAAUUAAAUUAUACAUAUUUAUUUGAUUGCGCUAUUUAUACGAUAUCGCUGUUUGUUACUUGUUCGAACUGGCAAUAAAAUGUGUUCUAGUUUUGCCCAUUUCUGGGGUUUGGUUAUAGCCUUGUUAACAUCUGUUGUCGAAUGUUGGCUGCUUGAAUAAAUCAGUUCAAGAGAUGUUUUUAUUAAAUUUUUGGAUAGCGUUGAGGAGUCUAAUCGUAUUUCAAUGUUUCGGAGUAGAUAACGAUAUACUUAUUCAUUUCGACGAUGCACUUGCUGAUGGAGUUAUAUAGUUUUGUGUGAAUUUCAGCCACGACUUGCCUUAACCCUAGCCUACCUACCCUAGUAAGGCAUGAACACGAAACGAGCCAAAAUGCACUUUAACCCCGAACUGCUUGAGACAAUAUUCUGUUGAUUAAGUUAAUAAAAUACCUCAUAAGCUGCAAUAACAUACGUGAUAGGUUGUAAUUGUAAAAAUAAAAGUGUCUUUAUAUAUAGUGGUGCGUCUAGAAGUAUUGAACUUACUAAUCUAUAGCAUAGGAUGAGUUUUUGAAAUUAAAUAAGAGAAACGAAAAGAAAAUACAAUAAUUAUUAUUAUAGUAUGCUUAUUUUUGAGGAAAUAUACACUAUACUAUGCUUCCACUGUUCUCGUAAAAGUUUUGAUGUGUCAGUUCAAAAACUUACCCUGUACACCGCAUACGCAAAGUUAUUGAUAACGUACUAGUAGCUGAACUGUUGCUUCUGUUACAUUUCUAUUCGACGACGACCAAUACGAAAUGUGUUCCCACGUUUAGUCACCGCCACAUCUAUCCAUGUCGGUGCCAGACACGAUGGAAACGUGCUCCGCGUUGCUUGUCACAUAUUUCUUGUUUGUAAAUUCGUACUUUCUUAUCGUGAAUUACUCAUUAGGCACUCCUAUCACAACUAUUUCUAAAUAAUGAAUUCGUUUAUUUAAUUAAUGAUUUAUUUUAUUAUUAUUUAUAAUUCGACUAAUAUACAUAAUUAUUCUAUUUUAUCGGCAGGAAUACUUGUCUCUCUCCCUUUCUCUCUUAUAACUAUAACUAUUCGAAAGCAAAUACUUACCUCUUUAUAUUUUAUAUUUAUACAAAGAAUAGUGUACGAAAAUGUAUAUUUUGAAGGCCGCGUUCAAUUCAUUCGCAAUAGAAUUCCGUCCAAAAUUAUGUUACUAUAGCAAAGUAUUUUACCAAAAAUAUUAAUAUAUUUACCUUCAUGUAGUUGGCAUAGUAUGCUAGUUGGAAACUGUUCUUACCUAUUUAUUUUAUGGAUUUUUGAGGCUUGAACCGACUUUAUUAGUAAUCAGAACGAAGACGAUUGCUGACUGAAUCGGGAGACGCUGACUUGACGUGAAUACGCGGCAACUUUUGGAUUAACCUGGGCGAAUGUUUUUUGAUUUUCGGUUAUAUUACAGUCAAGGAUACAGUUAAAUAAAACAUGGUUCUGCUUGAUGAGGUUUUGAGGCAUGCUAGGCUCCUCAGUCAGCUUGCUUGACUAUGCCUUGUAAGACGGACAUAUAGAAUCAAGUGCGACGCAACCAGUGUCCGGCCAUAGGAAACCGCUCGCUUAUUUAUUAUGAAAAGUUAAACCAACGUAUUCAUGUCAAUUAUUUUAAGAAUUAUAUCUCUGCCUGUCCUGUUUACCUUGCAAACAAACUUAUGAAUUUAAAAUUGUUAGAGCAAUAUUAGAUAUUAAAGAGAGAGGUUGGUAUUCCUGACUUUACUUACUUUAGCAAAGUAUUCCCGUCUUUGUCGCUCUAAUAUUUUCUGUAUGCGCAGGACGGAGAACAACACUGCUGAAGCAUGUAAAUAAUUUCUUGUAUUCACAAUAUUUCUUCUUUCUAUGUUUCUUCACUGCUCCGUAGUAGUUCGUGUGUGUUAUAUGUUUGUGUUCGUAUAAUAUGUAGGACGGAAGUUACCGGCAAUGUAAUUUUUAAACACUAAUUUUGAAAUAAUAUUUUAAUUUUUUAAUUGUUAUUGUAAUUUAAUAGUGAACGUAUAUUCGCCUCAAGUUAUUAUCAGUAAAAUGAACUUAGCACAAACAUUAAACCAGUGGCUAAAGAAGUGGGGUUUUCUAUUAUAGCAAUAAUGUGAAAAGUUGUCUUUGCUCAGGCGUGGGCUUAUACGCUGAUGAUGAUAGUAAUGUAAAAGUGGUAAAAGAAGAGAUAAAUUUGCUCAUCCAUCGAAAUUAUUCCUUUUUAUGAACGUUUUUUGGUUCAGUGUAAUUAACGAUUGAGCUGAUAAUGCAAGGUAGCCUUAGUUCGGUUCAGUCUCCAAGGGUCCUUGUUAUACCUCGCAUCCAACGGUCACUGUGAAAUAGCACAUUGCCGGUAACUGAUAUAUCAAAUGCACUUACAACUUUUGCUGUUAUAAUGAAGUAAGAAGUACUCUUUAGAGAAUCUAUUUCCAUAAGAUAGUGACUCCACGAAUUACACCGUGCGAACAAGUUGCUUCCAUUUUAUCAUAGUAUUCUGAUUGUACAAGUAUACAAUAUAAAUCAAGAAAUUGUUAAUUUUAUACAAACGUACUUUUAUGUAUUAUUAUUAUCCAUCACAUAUUUAUGUACAUAUACAGUGCGAAUAAGAGGUACGAAGAUAUAAAUUGACAUAUUUCGAUGUAGAUCAGAAUAUUUUUUGGCAAGGAAAAUUGCGCUUAGUAGUAAUAUAGUUAAGGACGGCCUGCCACCAAUUACAUUUAGCAGAGGCUGCAGUCUCUAUAUGGAAAUACAUCGACUAAUUAUUCCUUAUCGUACGUUCUUUAUUGUGCGCACAAAAUAAUUGCAGUCAAUAUCUAUCGACCCUCUUAUAUUCUAAACUAUUUCUUCUAUAUACACUUUGAAAUUAAAUAAUAAAUCAUACUAAAAGCGACACUUUUCGAUUAUAAGAUAUUCACAAGGCGAUUUUUGACUCUUAAUUUUAACUUUUACUUAUUCUCAGCACGUUAUUUAAAUAAAACCUUGUUUGAUACAAAAUCACUGCUUUUUGCACACAUUUUACCAAAUUCUCUGCUACGCUAUCGCACCUGAAGACAUCAGAGUUUAGCCACGUGCAGUCACUGGCCCCGCGGAGGGCAGUGCGCAGUAUGACUAGUGACUAGUGAUACGUACCCGCUACACAAUUCUAAGCAUCACCGAUAUACGUAAGUUAGACGUUACGUGCGGCCGCGCGCCGUGUCCUACUCGAUAUCACAGAUUCGCCAGCUUCCGAGCCGCAGUCAUGCCACUCGUGCCGGAGGUGAUAGAUUAUUUAUAAGUAUAGGUGUAUUUUUGUGUCUGUUUAAAUAACUUUAGAAAUUCCUGACUACAGCGACAGGUCGCGUUCUAAUCGUUAGAAAAUAAAUGAAACUGAAAAUAAUAUUCUAUAAUAUUUUUACACUAACAUAGUAAGCACAUUAUAACUCUCAUUGCGUAAUAUUAACUUGUACAAACUGACAAAUUCUCUUUUUAUAGAUAUUAAUAAAUAGUACAACUUAGUUGCACGCUAAUACUGAAGUUCGUUUGUGUAUUUAUGAAGCUCUACAACUUUUGUAGAUGCAUGCUAUGUUAUGCUGUAAUGAUUGGCCAUGCAAUACGAGUCUGCCAAUACAGCAAAAAAUUGAGUUCUCAUUACAAAAUACCAUAGCAAGUGUCGAAUAACUUUGUGAUUAAGUAUGUUUGUAUGGGAAACAAUCUCUCUCGGCGGCGUCCAACAUGACGUGACCAGUCGUACUAUUUCUAUGUGGGCCCUGGGUGUAACACAUGCUCUUACUAUGUGUACUCCUCCAGGGCCCGUACGUCGGCACAGGACCGACCGGAGCGGAGGACGACCACCUUAGUACAAUUGUUACUCGACUUCAUCUAACGCCUGACUCAAUCAGUUAGCCUUCUGCUUAGCAUAGUACUAAUAUGACAAGUUUGGUGUUGUAUAAUUUUAAUGUUAGCGGUUUGUAUAAUUUUGAAUUCGAUGUGUGUUGAUUUAGUUGACACGUUGGCUGCAGAAAUCGCCCUGCACGCUGUGCAUCAUCGCAUGUAUGUAUGUACCGAUUGUAGCGUGAUGCGCCGGCGCCGGCGGGGCUUUUCCGCGGUAAACUGCGUAGUGUGACGUUUGUGAGGGCUGUUCGUUCGGGCGGGCUCGGGGGCUCCACUAGCUCCAUACUACUGUUUCCAUGAACACUUGUUGCUGUACACUAGCAUCCACCGCGAACUGUAAGAACGCCACGAUAUUGCCACGCACUGCUCACGACUAUUGCAACGUCUGACAUCAAUAUAAUUGAUGCGGCUCCUUUAGCUUGUACAGGUAAGGUCGACGCGUGUACUCUGCGAGAGUUGCUCACAUUUGCCAAAUUUUUUCUGUCAAUUAUAUCAUCUGUUCGGCUUACGUUCAUUACGUAUAUAGCACAUUAUAUUAUAUCGGUAUAAACGAAUAUUCGUCACACUUCAUAGAGGCUAUAAGUAAGCAAGUCUCAGAGACUUAUACAGUGCGCACCGUUCACACGAAUAGCCCAUUAGUGAUGUAGAUGUUAACUCCAUUCAAUUUAGUUGAAUUAUUUCGUUUUUGUCAAUAAUACAUAUUAAUUUAAAUGUUAUUUAAUUUAAAAUUAUUGUAAUUGUUUGUUGUACACAAACGCGUACCACAGCUGAGGACGAGGUCGGCUCGCUAUAUGACGCUGUAUUCGUGUAAUGUCAUGAACCACUGAACACGAUAGUUACUAUUUGUAUACUUCACUGAACUGAUAACAAUAAAAAUAUCUAAAUGUUAUUUAGCGAUAAUUUGUCGUAAGGCGAGCAACUGCGUAUUCCUUCGCAAGUAAACACAAAAGCAUUGUGAUGUCGCACCUUAGCAAUUACAUUGACACAAAAGCAUAUUCUUGAAAUUACUUGAUACCACUAACUGCUUUAAGUUAAGGGUUAUUUUUGUAUAUAAUUGAAGAUAUUUUUUAUUAAAUCAUUAUUAUGCCUUCACUACGUCGUCGUCGCCUACUACGUCUUUGUAUUUCAUGUCUACGUUUUUGUUGUUUUAUUGUAGUGAACCAAUGACAUUUGUAUGGCGUUGUAUAGUUUCAAAAUCUGUUGACAUAAAACUUGAUGUGAAAGUCACAUAUUUUAGAAAUAUUGAAGGAAAUCUAAUGAACUAUCUGCAUACAGUUGGCUAAAAAUGACUCAAGAGGUUUUCUUUACGUAUGUUGUAAUCAAUCUGAAUAGUUUCAACUGCCUAUAGUUAGAAGCAGAUUAGUAAACAAAACUUAUUAUUUUGUUUUGGCACUCACGUUAAUGUAAUUGUUAUGGUGCGAUGUGAGAUAUUGUUCAGUCAAUGAAUGUAUUUUGUUUUAUUACAUGCAAUGUGUUGAUGAGAACAAUCGUAGUCUGAGAAGCACGCGUUACAUGCAGCCAGUGAUACAAUGACGCGACACUUUUAGUUACCUGACGCGAGAGCAAUUUACAAAAUAAGUGUGGAUUAUAAUAUAAUUGUCACUGCAUGUGACACGUGUCUCCCUGGUACCUUGAUAAGAUUAUAUCAUGAAAUAAAUAUGUAUGAUGGCCCUGGCCGUUCUAUCAGGGAUGUUGUUUUAUUAUUGUGAUUGUAGAGCGUCGAUGCGAAGUGCGCGGGACCCGGCCGCGAUCAAAUAAAUCAUAGCUAUUCGCUUUGUUAUUGUUGUUCGAAAUAAUGAUAAUGAAAAAUAAUUAUGAGUUAUUUAAUUUCUUUAAUUGUAAGUCUUUAAGUAUUUUGUUUAAUACUUUUAUUGUUUCUUCCAUGUGAUUUAAGAAAGUGGCAAUACAAUUAAGCAUUAAAGCGAUAUGAACUUUGA